Messenger RNA from Sarcophilus harrisii (Tasmanian devil), 393 nucleotides. RefSeq names its product mucin-19-like. Lineage: Eukaryota; Metazoa; Chordata; Mammalia; Dasyuromorphia; Dasyuridae. The transcript is spliced from 4 exons. Bases 1 to 393 code for a protein of 130 amino acids. The record is from RefSeq and is a predicted model, not a curated record.
AUGCAUGUUGGGAAUAUAUUUUCUGGUACUAGUUCUAUUGUUCAUUUUUCAGCAUCAAGAAGUACACCUGAUUAUUCAACAGUUGGAUCUAAUGAAUCAGAAAAAGGAUCCCAUAUACCAGAAGCUACACCAACAUAUUCUGAAACAGCUACUAUUGUAGGUGAAUCUUCUACAUGGGGCAAAGGAGCAUAUAAAACCUUUAAUGGUAAAAUCUUUUCCUUUGAAUCUUCGUGCACAUACACCUUCUGUCGUCACUGUGUUGAAUCUGGAAGUGAUUUUAACAUUGAAAUCAAACGCAGUAAUCAGAGUGAGAUUGAAAAGAUCACAGUCCUAAUUGAUGGCACUGAUGUCUCUAUUAGUGGAAAAACAAUCCUGGUUAAUGGAGAAAGGUAA